AAGUUUCAUUUUUUCAACAAAGACCAGAUGCUACCGGAAGGUUCGGUCUCUCUCCACUACAAAAAGUUACAGCAGCAAUUCGUAUGCGAGCAUAUGGAUGUGCGGCCGAUGCGUGUGACGAAUACCUCCGGCUUGGAGAAAGCACUGCAAUGUCAUGCUUGGAAAAUUUUGUUGAAGGAAUCACUAAUUUGUUCGGAGAUGAGUACUUAAGAAGACCUACACAAGAAGAUCUUAUCCGACUACUCCGUAUCGGAGAGAGACGCGGAUUUCCCGGGAUGAUAGGAAGCAUCGAUUGUAUGCAUUGGGAAUGGAAAAAUUGUCCCACCUCUUGGAAAGGGCAAUAUACGCGUGGAUCUGGAAAACCGACGAUCGUUAUAGAGGCUGUAGCUUCACAAGAUCUUUGGAUAUGGCAUGCAUUUUUUGGACCUCCAGUAUUUGAUGAUAAUAUGAUGGCCACUCGAGCUCGACUUCGUGAUCGAACAAUGCAUCAACAAGUGAAGUCGGAUUUGGUUGAGCAUAUUUGGCAAAAAUUUAGACCAAAUUGAAAUCAAAUAUUUUGUUA
Molecule: messenger RNA, 562 nt
Organism: Arabidopsis lyrata subsp. lyrata
Lineage: Eukaryota; Viridiplantae; Streptophyta; Magnoliopsida; Brassicales; Brassicaceae
Exons: 3
Coding region: 84-545 (153 amino acids)
Source: RefSeq, a predicted model, not a curated record